CGACAACGCCUCUCCAUUCAUCAAACAAGGGAAACAAAAUCCAUCGCAGCGAAACGACCUUGUAUCGACAGAGCAGUAAGGGAUAAAAAAAUGAAGAUCACAGCCAUCAACGUCUACCCAAUCAAAGCGCUCCGUCCAAUCUCUCUGGACUCGGCGGUCCUUACGCCGCAGGGCAUCCUCCACGACCGGACAUACAUGCUCUUCAAAGUCGAGCCGGACUCGUCUCUGCGCAAGUUGCAGCUAUCAGGCUUUCCGCAGUGUGCCCUCUUUUCCCAGCAGAUUGUUCCCGCAUCUUCGUCAUCGUCGACUCCCUCACCCAGCGACACCAUCCUCGUGAGGUAUCAUAUCCCGAACCCACCGCUCAUUGACCAUCAUCCCCUCCAAGAUACGACCCUCUCAGUGCCGCUUGUCCCGGACACCUCGGCCUUGGAACCCGUGUCGGUCGAUCUUCACGGCAGUCCCGCCGAGGCUCUCCGCAUGGGAGAACCCUAUGACGCUUUUUUCUCUGCCUGCUUCGGCUUCCCCACCAUCUUGGUCCAUAUCGGCUCCGGCCGUCGCCGCGUGCUCGGCACCUUGGCACCCGGCUCCUCGCCCGCGGAGCAGCCGAAGCAGCAGCAGCAGCAAUCCCCUUCCCUGCUCUCCUCCAUCACCUCCUAUCUUCCCUCUUUCUCAGCCCCUCAGGGCGAGGAAAAGGAAAAGCAGAGCGACGAGCAGGCCUGGCUCACAUUCACCGACUGCGCACCCUACCUGAUAACGUCAAACUCUUCACUUUCGUAUCCACCCCUGGCCCCACUCCAAGAGCAGAGAUCGGACGACGAGCAGAGCCCAGCCUCCAAGAUGAUGGGCAAGUUCCGUCCCAACAUCGUCGUCGACGACCCGGCCGAGGCCCCCUUUGCCGAGGACUACUGGGCCGAGCUCGCCCUGCCCGGCUCGGCGCCGCGCAACGCCAGGUUCCUCCUCACGGCAAACUGCGGCCGCUGCUCCUCGCUCAACGUCGACUACUCGCUCGGUCGCGCCGCCGCGGGGCCCGAGGGGAAGCUCCUCAACACGCUCAUGAAGGAGCGCCGCGUCGAUCCGGGGCACAAGUACGCUCCCGUCUUUGGCCGGUAUGCUUUUCUGGCAGUGGACGAAGGCCACGGCGGAAAUGGAGACGACGUGGAGGGUUCGCGGGUGCGAGUCCGUGUGGGCGACGAGGUCGUCGUCACCAGACGCAAUGCCGACCGUACCGUCUUUGACUGGGACUUUUCGGUGGGAAAGGCAAAGAAGGUUGUGGCUGCUGCCUAGAAAAUUAUCGUCGUAAAGGAUGUAGGAAGGGUCUCACAGGAACACAGACAUCAUCUCUGUAGGUCCGCCGGUUUUAGGGAUGAAACGGCCGUGUAUUAUCUAUCGUCAUGUUCAUGUAUCUGCGCCUAUCACUGGAUCGACAACGUGUUUCCGUAGCAGUCGAAUGAAAAAUGUUGUAUUGACCAGUGCAAAGGUACGCCGUCAUGUAGCAACAAACCGAG
Messenger RNA from Pyricularia oryzae 70-15, 1505 nucleotides. RefSeq names its product MOSC domain-containing protein. The coding region runs from base 91 to 1284 and encodes 397 amino acids. NCBI's taxonomy places the organism in Eukaryota, Fungi, Ascomycota, Sordariomycetes, Magnaporthales, Pyriculariaceae. The record is from RefSeq and is a predicted model, not a curated record. Gene Ontology annotation, molecular function: catalytic activity; molybdenum ion binding; pyridoxal phosphate binding. The transcript has a single exon.